AUGAAUGCUCUUCGCUGUUUGCGUCCUGCGGCAUCCCGCGUCAAGGCGGUGCCUUUCCCAAAGGCGACCCUGCCUGCCUUCGCACGCCCCUACAGCUCAAAGAACUACGAGUACAUCCAGGUGUCGACACCGAAGCCAGGCGUUGGCCAAGUGACGCUCAACCGGCCCAAGGCUCUCAAUGCACUUUGCACACCUCUUAUCAACGAACUCAAUGAUGCCCUGGCUGAGCUCAAUGGCUCCGAUGAGGCCCAUGUGAUCGUGGUCACUGGCUCGCAGAAGGCUUUCGCCGCCGGAGCCGACAUUAAGGAGAUGGCCCCUCUUACCUUUUCCGAGGCGUAUACAAAGUCCUUCAUUGAGUCCUGGUCAUCGCUCACUACGCAGGUGAAGAAGCCCAUCAUUGCUGCCGUGUCUGGCCACGCUUUGGGUGGAGGAUGUGAGUUGGCGAUGAUGUGUGACCUCAUCUACUGCACUGAAAACGCCAACUUUGGCCAGCCGGAAGUCAAAUUGGGAACUAUUCCUGGAGCUGGUGGCAGCCAGCGCUUGACUGCUGCCAUUGGAAAGGCGAAGGCCAUGGAGCUCAUUCUCACCGGAAAGUCCUUCUCGGGCGUAGAGGCUGAGAAGUGGGGUAUCGCCGCAAGGACGUUCCCUACGUACGAGGCUCUGAUGGAGGAGACGCUCAAGACGGCAGAGACCAUUGCUGGGUACUCCAAGGUUGCGGUGCAGGCCUGCAAGGAGGUGGUCAACAAGAGCCAGGAUCUGCCUCUGCGCGACGGCGUCGAGUUUGAGCGCCGUGUGUUCCACAGUCUCUUCGGUAGCCAGGACCAAAAGAUUGGCAUGAAGGCCUUUGCUGAGAAGAAAAAGGCUGAGUGGACGCACUCAUAG
Emericellopsis cladophorae is the source of this 882-nucleotide messenger RNA. Its product is annotated as enoyl-CoA hydratase-like protein. Gene Ontology annotation, molecular function: enoyl-CoA hydratase activity. NCBI's taxonomy places the organism in Eukaryota, Fungi, Ascomycota, Sordariomycetes, Hypocreales, Bionectriaceae. The record is from RefSeq and is a predicted model, not a curated record. The transcript is spliced from 2 exons. The coding region runs from base 1 to 882 and encodes 293 amino acids. Gene Ontology annotation, cellular component: mitochondrion. Gene Ontology annotation, biological process: fatty acid beta-oxidation.